Molecule: messenger RNA, 1278 nt
Organism: Epithele typhae
Lineage: Eukaryota; Fungi; Basidiomycota; Agaricomycetes; Polyporales; Epitheliaceae
Exons: 2
Coding region: 1-1278 (425 amino acids)
Source: RefSeq, a predicted model, not a curated record
AUGCCCACCCUCUUCGACCUCGCCGAAGAACUGGCACGAGACCGCACAGCAGAAGCAAGCGGCGAUCCAGAAGACAGAGAUCUUCAUUGGAAUGGAGACAUCGCGAGAUACAACCCGGCCCGGGACCCUGCUCUUACGAACUCGUUCACAGCUCUCUUCUCGAAUCCGGCAUACUGGGGCUCUCACCAAAGCGAAGUGCUGAAAUAUCCACUUGCUUUUCCCGACUCCUCGCUCGCUCGAGGCCCUCUCCCUCUCCCCAUAUCAUGUUGCUGGAACCACCGCGAUCAAGAUGAGCUCUCAGGCGAACUCAUCGUUCCACUCGCCGGUCCACUUAUCGUUGUCAAACACGGCCACUGCGCCCACCCGGAGGAUACUCUACGCUUCCGAUCCAUUCUCCCGUGCCUCAUGCAGACCGUCUUUACUUUUGAGGGCGAGGAAGGGCUCCCCGCGCGGACCUUCGAGGCCAGGUCUUGGGAGGACGUCCUCUCAGAUGAGACCUUCAGCGUACCCGUCCCUCCUCCGCUCAGGAACGCCAUCGCGCUGUACAUCCGUGACGACCCAGAACACGCGCUCACUCGAUAUCUCCUUAAUCGUGCCCACUUCGAUCUAGGACGAUUCCUAUCCUUCUCCGUCUACCCGAACCCCGGUCCAUCUUCCUUCGCGACCCCGUGGAAAAUAUUCGUCAUCCUGGGGCAAGAUCUCCUCCAUGGUCAGCCGUCUUUCAACGAGGUGGUCCGUAUCCGGGACGCAGUUCUGACCGAGUUCCUCCAACGCCUGCGGAACGACGAUCAUUUCCGGGACUGUGCGCUCCGGCUCAUGGCCGCCCACCAACUCCCGGACCUGGAGCUCAUCACCAUUGAGCAAUUCCUCCGCACGAUCCACAUCCAGCCUGUCGAACUCGGGGAUCGUGACGACAAUGGCCCGUUCGGCCUCCUUCUCUUGGCACUCCCCUUCACCAUAGUCAUGCACUCUUUCCUCGUUCUCCUCAUGAAACGCGCCAUCUGCGGAGGGCGCACCUCGACCACGCAAGUAGAUGGGGUGGAGAUGACUCUGUACGAGGACAAUAGCCCGCACCCCAUCAUUCACUGCUGUGCAUGCGGAUCGGACCUUCAUCUCCAAAGCCACUGCCCCCUUACGACUGCCCCCUCGUGGUCGGGGUUCCGCCCUCCAGCACAGGGAAUGCCGAACGCUGUAUCGUACCACGGCCCCGUCGAGGACAUGGUGACCGCGCACGAGUGCUGGGCCAACUUGUUCCUACCAGACUUUCUCCGAAACUAG